AUGUCGGGAGGCGAAGGAGAAGGUUCGGCCAGGCAGUUAGAUCAGACGGCGACAUGGGCUGUCUCUUUAGUUUGUGCAAUUAUCGUUAUCAUUUCGAUUGGCUUGGAGAAAGUUAUACAUAAAUUUGCUCACGUGUUUGAAAGAAAGAAAAAGGCAGCUUUGCUAGAAGCUCUGGAAAAAAUAAAAAGCGAAUUGAUGAUUUUGGGAUUUAUUUCACUACUGUUGACUUUUGGACAAAGCUACAUUGCUAACAUUUGUAUUCCCACAAAGUAUGGAAAUACAAUGCUACCCUGUCAGAUAAGGUCCACCGAAGCUGAAGUUGCGGCUGCUGCCGCUGAGCAUCAUCGCAGGUUGUUAUCCUAUGAACGUAGGUUUCUGUCAGCUGACGUUCAAGCCUCCUGCAAACCGGGGCACAUCCCUCUCAUAUCCGUCCACGGUUUACAUCAGCUGCACAUUUUCAUCUUCUUCUUGGCCGUCUUCCAUGUGUUCUACAGUGCGAUAACCAUGACCCUUGGAAGAUUAAAGGUUCGUGGGUGGAAGGAGUGGGAACGGGAUCAUAUGAGGGAACAAGAAGCCAUGAAUGAUCCUAAUAGGUUCAGACUUACCCACGAGGUAUCAUUCGUGAGGGAUCAUAACAGUUUCUGGACGAAAACACCCGUUUCCUUCUAUUUUGUUUGCUUCUUUCGACAAUUUUUCAGAUCUGUUCGUAAGGCGGACUACUUGACAAUGCGACAUGGAUUUGUGACUGUGCAUCUAACACCCGGAAGCAAGUUUGACUUUCAAAAUUAUAUCAAAAGAUCUCUAGAGGACGACUUUAAAGUAGUCGUGGGAAUCAGUCCAAUACUUUGGGCGUCCGUGGUGCUCUACUUGCUUGUGAAUGUCCACGGAUGGCAUGCUUCCUUCUGGGUGUCUUUUCUUCCUCUACUAGUUAUAUUGACGGUUGGAACAAAGCUUCAAGCAAUUAUAACUCGAAUGGCACUUGACAUACAAGAAAGACAUGCUGUAGUUCAGGGGAUGCCUCUAGUGCAAGUCUCUGACAAACAUUUUUGGUUUGAAUGGCCUCCGUUAAUUCUUUAUCUCAUCCAUUAUGUCCUCUUUCAGAAUGCGUUCGAGCUAACAUAUGUGCUCUGGAUAUGGUAUGAGUUUGGAAUCAAUUCAUGCUUUCAUGAGGAUAUGCGCCUUCUUAUUGUCAGAAUUUGCUUGGGAAUAGGAGCUCAGGUUGUGUGCAGCUACGUGACACUUCCAUUAUAUGCACUAGUGACACAAAUGGGAUCCACAAUGAAGAAGUCAAUAUUUGAUGAGCAAACUUCAAAAGCCCUCAAGAAAUGGCACCAAAAUGCUCUCAAGAAGAAGAAUUCCAAAGGCAAAACUGCAACUCAGACCUUGGGAGUUAGUCCUAACCCAGGAGAGACACCGCUCAUGCAAACUACUGACGAACAUCAACAAUUACAGCAAGGAGAACAUCAUCAACAACAAGAAGGAUCCGCCACCAUUGUCACCCCCGUUGAUCUCUAA
Neltuma alba is the source of this 1515-nucleotide messenger RNA. RefSeq names its product MLO-like protein 9. Gene Ontology annotation, biological process: defense response. Lineage: Eukaryota; Viridiplantae; Streptophyta; Magnoliopsida; Fabales; Fabaceae. Gene Ontology annotation, cellular component: membrane. The transcript has 15 exons. The record is from RefSeq and is a predicted model, not a curated record. The coding region runs from base 1 to 1515 and encodes 504 amino acids.